AUGUCACCACCACCAACUGCAACUAGUAGGCGACAUCGAUAUCGUUUAUCAAGUCCUAAUUAUCAUCAUGAUCGAGCAAAUGAACAAACAAAUGGAUUCAGUGGUCAUUCCAGGGAGAAUGAUUUAGAUGUGAAAUGUGGGGAUUUUUUACCUGAAGAUGCUGUAGAAAAGCUUCUGAAUGAUGAUUCUACAAUAUUAAGUGCUAUAUAUGAUGGUUUUCCGGUUUUUGAAUGUUUUGCAACGGAGAUUAGUAGCACGGAUGCGAAGAGGAAGUUGUAUAAUGAUUUACGGAUUGGUGAUGAAUUAUGUUUCCGAAUCCGCCGUGUUGAGCUUGCUGGUGUCUAUGCUGAACCUAUUUGUAUGCUACAUUCAUUUCGACGAAGUUUGAGGUGGAUUAAUGAUUUUCAAGUUUUACUCGGGCGAAACUUACAAAGUGGACGUGAUUACCGACCAAACGACUUGAUUAAAGUUCUGGUAGUUGGCUUUGAUGACGAAACGAAAAUUCCAGUUUUUGCUAUAGAUGAAGAUGCGGGUCUUUUGACGGAAGCUGAAUUGCCGACUUACUUCAGGAAUGGUGAGAAAACUGGGACCAAAACUUUCGAUGAGUAUCUCAAAGACUAUCUGCCAGCUACUAAUCCUAAUCUCGCAGCACUUUUUGGUGUGGAGACCGAUUUAGCUAUUUCUUUUUUGCAUGAAUUGAAAGAUACGGAUUUUUCAUCAAAACAUCGUGCUCCUUACAUCCGUCGUAGGCAGAAUGAGGAUCUUUCUAUGAGUGUUGCUAAAAGAGGCGUUGAUAGGAUUCGAGAAGGCGAAAAUGCUGCUGCUGUGCAGCAUUUCAACAAAGCACUUUCCAUUUGUGGAAAGAAUAUUGAAGCUUUAGUUGGCAGAGCAGCUGCGUAUGCCAAUAUGGGGCAAUAUAAUUUGGCAGAAACAGAUUUAGAUGAAGCUUUGGCAAUAAAUGCAUCGCAUACUAAUGCAAGAAAUUAUAUGAUCGAAACGCUAUUACAGGAAGCUAAGAGAUUAGAAGAAGUUGGCAAAAAAGGUGAAGCGAAAGUGAAAUAUGAGAAAAGCUUAACGAUAAAAAGUGAUGUACGUGCAUUGGAUGGUUUAAGAAAUCUGGAACGAAGUCCAUCGGUUGAGAUAAUUAAAAUGAAGAAUGACGAUGCUAAAGCGAAAGAUCGAAAAGCAGAACAUUCGAGAGCAGCAGAUGAAAAGCAGCGACGAAAGCGUCGAAGAGAUGCGGAAAAGCUAGCUGAGUAUGAAAGGGAGCUUUUUUCGCUGGAAGUUAUAAUGAUUACUGAGCAAAUAGAAGUAGGUCGAUGUUUAUGUAUCCAUGCUCAAUUACAAGCUGUUGAUAUUGUUUUGCAAUCAUUACUUUAUCAACGUGGGAUUGUACCAGCUGUUGUAACUCAACUGCUUUCAACCGUUGAAUCACACGAUGAAAUUAAAUUUUUUGAAACAUAUACAAAGAUUAGAGAAGCACUGCGAGAGUUAUUCCGUAGCUGUAAUCGUCGUGCACUUCAUGAAAUCAUUAUAAUUAUUGGUGCAUCAUGUGCGAUACCACAGGAAAUUUAUCGAAUACCUAUUAAAGUAUGUGAUUCAUUUGAAUCGGAUCUUUCACACUGUGGCCAAAAUUGUGCUGAAUUGUCGUCCAGGGAGCAACGUAGGAUAUCAUCUUUAUUGGUAAUAAGUCCAAAUUUGAAUACUGCACGGAAUAUUACUCGAAAUACUCGUGUUUGUGUUUUGGUACGUGGAACUUCUGCUCUUAAAUUUCCGGAAGAACUUGUCGAAAACGAUGAUGGUUUUGCAUUACCGGAAGGUAAAGUGUUAGCACGACGAAAAACAUACUCUGUGCAGUUUGUACUUAAACACCUUUGCGUUGAGGAUGUUGUUGUGGUUAGUGAUCCUGACACAACAUGGUUUCGUCUUUCACCGAUCAUCCAGGCAUUCAGCUAG
Brugia malayi is the source of this 1956-nucleotide messenger RNA. RefSeq names its product TPR Domain containing protein (gene Bma-cmt-1). The transcript is spliced from 14 exons. The record is from RefSeq and is a predicted model, not a curated record. NCBI's taxonomy places the organism in Eukaryota, Metazoa, Nematoda, Chromadorea, Rhabditida, Onchocercidae. Bases 1 to 1956 code for a protein of 651 amino acids. Gene Ontology annotation, molecular function: protein binding.